This is a messenger RNA of Cygnus olor (mute swan), 4667 nucleotides long. RefSeq names its product histamine H3 receptor-like. The coding region runs from base 768 to 1967 and encodes 399 amino acids. Gene Ontology annotation, molecular function: histamine receptor activity. The transcript has 3 exons. The record is from RefSeq and is a predicted model, not a curated record. NCBI's taxonomy places the organism in Eukaryota, Metazoa, Chordata, Aves, Anseriformes, Anatidae. Gene Ontology annotation, cellular component: membrane. Gene Ontology annotation, biological process: adenylate cyclase-activating adrenergic receptor signaling pathway.
GGUUCUGGGAUGGUAGCAGCCUGUGUCACUCAGGCUGCUAUGAGUUUUAAAAACCUGAUUUCUGAGGAUUAGGCCAUUACUGAUUGAUUGCUCUGCUAAGUAAGUAGGCAUAUGCUUACUCACAGAGUACCAAUUUUUAGCCCUAUGCUCCACAGAAAGAGGAACAGCAACAGCAACAAAGCCCUCUACGCCUUUGGUCAGCAAAAACAUACAACGCAAUGCAGAAGGACCGUAAGCUUACCGAAAUAUGAUUACAAGAGAUAAGCAAGUAUGAAAUUGGUAGCGUAACAUAGAUUAAAUUCCCAUGAGGAUAUGUAACCAAAACCAAGAAACAUUUUCCAGAAAAAGUUGAGAUCCAUAAUCCUAACAAGAAAAACGUUUCUGAGAAGAAGGGUGGGAGGAAGAGGGAGAGGAAGGAGAGAGAAAAUCUUGAAUCAGCCCUCAUGACCACCCCAGAUAAUUAUCAGGUUGCAUAAAGAAGAACUUACAUUUUAAAAUAUGAGCUUGAAAAUACUGCAUGUUUUUUUCCUGGUAACUCCUCUACAGAUACACAUGGUUGCAGAUGUGUUGGUAUUUAUUAAAAUUUAAAUAUCUUACAAAAAUAGAUUUAUCUGGCAUCAGAACCUUUUAAUUUUUUCCUUUUGACUCUUUUUUUUUUUUUUUUGGAUGCUUGUCUUUUUGGUCUCAGUUGUUAAUACUACUUAUGAAUCUCAACUUUUUGGAUUACAAAAGUUUUUUUCUGGACUGAACUGACCUGGAUAUACAACAUGCACAACAGCACUGCUGAAGCUGAUGGGAACAUAAUGGUACCAUGUAACGGGACUUCAUCCCCACAGCCGGAGACCUCAGAAUUUUCCAUGGGCGUCUUGGUACUCCUGGCUCUGCUUAUGGUGCUGCUAGCUCUGGUCACAGUCCUUGGAAACGUCCUGGUGAUCCUUGCUUUCAUCAUGGACAGAAAUCUCAGGCAUCGGAGCAACUAUUUCUUUCUCAAUCUUGCUAUUUCUGACUUUGCAGUGGGUGCAUUCUGCAUACCACUGUACAUCCCUUAUGCCCUGACAGGGACCUGGUACUUUGGAAGAGGCCUUUGCAAGCUCUGGCUAGCUAUGGACUAUCUCAUGUGCACAGCUUCAGUGUUUAACAUUGUCCUUAUCAGCUACGACCGUUUCCUGUCAGUUACAAAGGCUGUAUCUUACAGAGUCCAGCGGGGAAUAAUGUCCAACCCUGUUGUCAAGAUGGUGGCCAUCUGGGUCUUUGCCUUCCUCCUCUACUGCCCAGCAAUUCUCUUGUGGGAACGUGUGUCUGGCUACAGCACGGUGCAGGAAGGGCAGUGCCACGCUGAGUUCUUCGACAACUGGUACUUCCUCCUUUGUGCAUCCACCCUGGAGUUCUUUGUGCCGCUGCUCUCAGUCACCUAUUUCAACGUGCACAUCUUCCACAACAUCCAGAGGCGCCAGAGGCGCGGCAGCAUUCAGGACUCUGAGGCUCCAAGGAGCAGCAGCUCGUCCUGGAGAUCUUGCUUCUUGCCAAGGCCUGAUGUGUCAUCUUCGUUGGAAGUGGAGGACAGUGUUUCAUCAUUAACGAGGUCGUUGAGACCAUCACUGGUUUCUACCUGCCCAUCUCCACCACCAAUGAGUCCCACGCCUCUCAAAAAGGACUUCUCUGCUUCUUUCCGCACAAAUGCUGGGUCAAAACUGCAAAGAGACAAAAAAAUUGCAAAGUCGCUUGCCAUAAUUGUUUGUGUCUUUGCCAUUUGCUGGGCACCAUAUACCUUACUAAUGAUUAUUCGUGGGGCCUGCCAAGGUCGGUGCAUUCAUAGAACCCUGUAUGAAAUUACCUUUUGGCUUUUAUGGCUCAAUUCCUCUCUGAACCCAUUUCUUUACCCACUCUGUCACAUGAGGUUUCGAAUGGCCUUUAUGAAAAUAUUGUGUCCCCAAAAGUUUGCAAAGUUGAGAUCACCUUCUAUUUAGAGAGUUGAAGUAAAUAAUUUACAAAUAAGGUUUGUCUCCAUUUAGUGAUUUUUUUAUAGGUAUCUUCAACAGAAACAGAGAAAAUAUUUUGUUGGCUAGGGACAUUGGUUGAGUGCAGUAGAGGCAUGUACUUGCUCUGAUUUGCUAGUUUUCAGAUUUUUUUUGUUUGUUUAUAUGGUUCAUGCAAGGCUAAACAACAUCUAAUGCAAAGAAUUACUUGGUUUUUGCUGGAUGUUCUUCCUGGUUUGUGGGUAUGAUGUGCUCUUUUUUUUUUAUUUCUUUGCUUUUUUAAAGUGCUAUUAAGAAAAAACUCUUCUAUGGAUAUCUCCACAGACAUUCACUGGAGGGAGAUACCUCUUUUUGUAUGUGCUGAGUAAAACUUUUAUAUCCAAUUUGUGAAUCUGAAGCUAUCAGUGAAAAAACAUUUCUGCUAUAUUUUUGAAAGGUCAUGUAAAAUCCUCACAGGAGCAGUAUCACUUCCUUUAAAAAAGUGUUAUGAAGACAACAUAGUGCUCUGUAGUGGUUAUGUUUACCAGGCUGGGCAAUAUGCAAGUGAACAGACUGCCUAAUCUGGCAUAUCUGUCCUUUUCUAAUUAUAAUAUUGUCCAUAUUUGAUGUUGCAGGACAUCAUACACGUAAGUUAGUAACUCUGGAUCUUCUAGAAAAUGAACGUUUCCAUGGUAAUGAUUUUUUGAGAUUGUUUAUCAAAAUUGUAACAGACAUAAACAGUUGUUGCUCUUUUCUCCUGAUAGUGGCUUCCUCUUUGGUCAAGCUUCAAUGACUUUUAGUGCCAGAUUCCUGCAUUAUUAGAUUACCUAAAAGAUAGGCCAGUCCUGGGCACCCGAUCACAUUGCUGUUGAAUUAGCAGAGCAAGCACUACAAAGUUCGUGCUGGAUUUGUGAUUUUGACUGGCUGCAUGAGAACAGACAAUACCCUCUCGGGUGGAAAGGUUUGCAAGUACAAAGAUAUUCCAUCAAAAUGACUGGGACAAAUUUGAACUGACAGAGUGAUUUUUAUUCUAGAUCAGUUCUUUUGUGCCAUGUUACUGUGAUGAUAUGUGGAUUUUCUCUGCCACUGAACCAGCAUCAAGCUGGAUUUUCUCUAUAGCUGAGCAAGGGCCAUAUUACUGCUUGAGAAUAGGGUUCACAGAGAUCUGUCUGAAAGCUGACACAGAAGUGUCUUAAGCAGCUAUUAACAAACUGUGGGUGAAUAGGCAGUGCUGGAAAGAGCAGGUAAUGUGUUGGAGAGGGUAAUGGAGUUUGACUCUAACCCAUUCCACAUGUCAAAUUUUCUUACCUUAUGUUUGGUGUUGGAAGUUGCACAAGGCUUUCACAGAUAGGUAAGUGAGAGUUACUGGUUAUUUUUUUCUCUUCAUGUGUGUAUACACACAAAUGUAUAAAUUAAGGAAAUAGGAAUUGAAUGCACAGAAUAAUGAAGAUUUAAGUAGUCUUCUUUUAAAAUAAAUAUCUAAUUUGAAAUGGGCUGUAGAGGUGUUGCAAAACCAGAGGACUCAUUUGUAAGCACAAUUCAAAUGCAUGUAAACAGCUCAAACAUAGCACAGAAGUUAAUUUUAUUUUUAUUUUUAAAUCAUAUUCAGUUUAGAGAUCUAGAGCUGAAGACUUCUCUUGACAGUUUUCAUGGUGGCAGAGGAUUGUAUUUCACAACUUAUUAUGCUUCCUUCCCUUACAUAAGUAGUAGUAUGCAUUGUGAGCCUGAUUGCAAAGAGAGAAACAGCUUCAGGAGGUCAUUGAUUCAGCACAGCAGUUUUCACUGUUAUGAGCUAAGGUGCUGGCAUAGAUUUCUGUAGGAUGUGCUUUUUCUGUAAGGCUUUAAAAAAAACAAACACAAAACACCCACACAUACACAUUUGAAACAUUUACAGAAUAGCUAGUGUACUAAAUAAACAUCUGUUCAACAGAGAAACUGUAGGCGGGCCCAAGCUGGGAAAGACUUGAAUUGUCUGCUUUUGUAUCUUUAUGCUUUCAGUAUAAAAGAACGUUGUGCAAGAAAACGGUUUGCAUUUUAUGACUAAAUGUAUUGAUUACUUUGAAAGAAUAGCCUUACACAAUUAUUGAGUAGGUAAAAUGGAUCCACACUGUAGUACUGGAAAAGAAGAGUUUUUCAGGGAGAGAGCAUAGUGUGCAGCAAACUUGAAACCUCAGAGUACUGAAGUUACUAGCGAUCAAUGUUUUUGAUGUUCUGUAUUACACCCACAGUGUUCAAACCAUUUUGUCACACCACCCCUGUUUGUUUGGAGAGUUCAUUUUAUUUUUCUAAUUGCUCUACUGCUCCCAGGUCAACUCAAAUGCUCAGCUGGUAUUCUCACAACGUUAAAGAUGUCUUGCUCAAAAUGGCAUCCCAGGUCUUCCCCUCUCUAGUAGACCUGUUUCAGGCUUCUGCUAAUAUGCUUAUUCAGUAUUUUUUCUUGUGCAUGCCUUUUGUGCACUGACACAAAUGUACCUUCCUUGCCAAGUUUGUUUUUCUAAGCAAAAUCUCCCUAUCCAUCCAUCACUCAUCCAUUUCCUCAUUUCAUGCCCUUGCACUUUUUCCUGUCUUUGCAGAUGUCCAAUAGCUACUGUAAAUACACUGUGAUCAUAGGCUUAUGACUGUGAGGUUCAACUCAAACUGCAACAGCAUUUUUCUAAAUUUACCCUCUCAUGUCUUAAAAAAAAUAAAAAAUAAAAAAAAAAAAGUGCAUGU